AAUCGUUCGCCUAUAAGGUUUCGGAGAGUGACGUUUAAAGCGCGAAAAGUAAAAAAUUUACCGCCGGUUCUAUUCUACAUUAUUCUACUCGUUUGAAGUUUCUCUCCCUUUUCAUUCAACGCUCGACAGGUGCAAGAAUUGUCCGAAGGGGAAGUCUACCUUACAUAAACUUUUUUAUGUAAAUCUAUAUAUUAGGAGAAGAAGAAGAAGAAGAAGGAAUCAAAGAAAAACAUUCUUAUUCCUUUUUUAUUUAACUCAACGGAUUAAUACAUUUUUUAAAGGAAAAGACUAUUUAUAUUUCAUAGAAGAAAAAAGGAGUGUUUUUGUAAGAUCUGCUUUCCCUCAAAUAAAAGGGAUAAAGAAACAGAAAGAAAGAGAAAGAGAAACGGUUAUGGUGCCCUCUACACUUAAAAUUUUUUGAUUUUUUUUUUGUAAGAACCAUGAUUAAUUGGAAUAAGCGAAUCUUCUACUUCUUUCUCUUCCUGAUAAAAACAGUAUUAUGUGACUACCGCAAAUUGCAUUUUGAUCUAGUCGAAGGCAGGAGGGGUGUCAUAACGCUGCAAAAUAUAUCGAAACAAUUAGACGUUCAGUUUCUUGCCAAAACGGCUAAUUUAACGAUUAUAGAAUCACCCGAGCAUAUUCCAUUCAUAGUCGACCCAACCACGAAAAAUAUAGAGAGUUUACAGGAAAUUGAUAGGGAAAAAAUGGUCAAUUGUAGAUCUAGUAAUGAAUGUCAAGUAUAUUUAAAAAUACUUAUCAACAAAAUCUUUAAAUCGAUUAAAAUUGACAUUAUCGAUAUCAAUGAUUCACCGCCUACAUUUGCAACGGGGAUGAUCACUUUAGAAAUACCCGAAAGUAAAGUGAAUAUUACUAAAUUAAUACCUCCGGCAGUUGAUUUAGACAGUCCGAAAUUUGGGGUGAAAAGCUAUCGUUUAGAAAACGGCUUUGGGAAAUUUCAUCUUAGUGCGAACGGUCAAGAGGUUAAACUAAAUGUUAUUGAAAAGUUGGAUAGGGAACAGAUUGACAAUUAUAUGUUAAAAAUUAUUGCAACUGAUGGAAAAAAUGAAGGAUCAAUGAAAGUAAAUAUAUCGAUUACUGAUUUGAACGAUAACUAUCCCACUUUUGAGAAAAGUGAAUGGAGAAAAAACGUUGCUAUAGAUACGCAAAGGUAUACUGAAAUUAUUCAGCUAACAGCAAAAGAUAUCGACUUGGGUAGAAAUGGUCAAGUGAAAUAUUCAUUUUCAAAGCCUUCCGAUGUAUUUGAUAUCGAUCCCACAAAUGGAAAAAUCACCCUUAAAUCCGUGUUAAACAGCGGACAAUACGAGUUAACAGUAGUGGCAACCGAUCUGGGUAAUCCGUCGAGAAAAGGGGAAACUAAGGUUAUCGUUAUCGUCAAAGCUGUCGAUAAUCCGCCUCAAAUUCGGGUCGAUCGUAUGUCGGACAGCUCGAUAAAAGGUUACGCCGAGGUGCUAGAGGAAACCUCAACUGAGCAAUUUGUUGCUUAUCUAACGGUUGAAGAUCCAAAUGAACAAAUAACGGGCGAAGUGACCUGUUCCCUGGAUAACAAACGUUUUAGUUUAUUUAAGGAGGACUCCGCCAGCAGCUCUACGUCGAAACAAUAUAGGCAAGAAUAUCGCAUUACGACCAAACAUAAAUACGAUAGGGAAAGAGACGAAACUGACAUUGUUAAAAUAACCUGUCGAGACGCUCAGAAACAAGAAGGAUAUAAGACGAUACGAGUUAUCAUCAAAGACAUAAAUGAUAAUCCUCCAAUUUUCGGAAGAAGCAACUAUAUAAUUAAUGUUACUGAGAAUAAUAAUGUUGAGAAGGUUUUACUUAAAGUUACGGCUACCGAUCUAGACAAAGGUGCCAAUUCCGAUAUUGAAUACAGAAUCGAAGGUGAUAAAUCGAACGCAUUUCGAAUAAAGAAAGGAUCCGGAGAAAUUCGAUCUAAUUACCCUCUAGAUAGAGAAGAGAGAGAUUCGUAUUCGUUUGUUGUAAGGGCGUUUGACAAAGGAAAGCCGAGACGAAACGGAACGGCUACCGUUUUUCUAAAAGUACUCGAUACGAAUGAUGUGAAACCCGCUUUUCUCAAUAAAACAUACCAUUUCGAUUUGCUGGAAGGAGAGGAACCUCUAAAAGUAAUCGGAAGAGUUUCAGCUAGAGAUGAGGAUUUAGGGGACUAUCCGAUUUAUUCGAUACUAGAGGAAUUUUCUAACUUUGACAUUGAUUCGAGUAUGGGAACGAUAAGUUCCCUUGAAAAAUUCGACAGAGAAGUAAAGGAUGAAUACAGGUUUUUCGUCAGAGCAACGAGCUCCAAGAAUGCUGCCCAAUUUGAUACCGCCCUUGUCAUCGUUAAAAUUGGCGAUAAAAAUGAUAACAAGCCAAUACUAAGUUAUCCUAAAAACGGACAAACUUUUCCCAUUUCUUCAAGAACCCCUGUUGAUUACGAGAUAUUUACGGUAACUGCUCGAGAUAAUGACAUGGGCUUAAACUCACAGAUAUCAUACUUAUGGGGCGCUAUUAAUUCAUGCAAGUAUUUCGAUAUUGGUAAAAUAAGUGGGAAUUUGUUCGUUAAAAGUUCUCUAAAGGAAAUUGUAUAUCGGAAUUGUACUCUUCAUGUAGUCGUUCGUGACUCAGGAGUACCGAGCCUGAAUUCGUCGGUUUAUGUCUACGUAUUAAUUAACUCGUCCAUACCAUUUGCCAACUCACACUCACAACCAAAUCAACCUUCAGAAGUUAGCGUUACUGUGAUAAUAAUUGUCGUUGUAGCAUCGGCAAUCGUCAUUAUUAUUCUUAUUAUCACAAUAACGGUGCUCAUUAGAAGGAAUCUAUUGUGUGCGAGUCGAAGAGAGAAAAAAAACGCUCCAAAGUUGGAGAUUACACCCCUGGAUCGUUUAGAUGGUAGUAAGAAGGAAGUGACGUAUUUGAGUAGGGAAUGUAUUGAAAGGAACAGCGGCUCUUCGCAUACCAGUUUCGAUAAGGGCGAUAUGCAUUUUAUAAAGACUCCCAGCGAUAACUGCCAUAGUAAUGACGUCUAUUUAUCCGCCCAUCAACUGGCUGUAAAAGAACGGGAUACCGAUUCAGGAAGGGGAAGUUAUGAGGAGGGGGAGAAUCGAAAUGGAACACUCGAAAGCGAUUCCCCCAAUAGUAGAGAUUACACCAAGUGUUCUACAGAAGUUGUUCUCAGGCCUGUUAAUGACAAUCAUAUACCCACAACAAGACGAGUCACAUUUCGGGAUCAGAGGAGCACUGAAAUGCGUCACCCUUUGUAUAGUAUUCACGAAGAAGUCGUACCUCAACGAAUAUAUGGUGGAGUAAGCCUAGUGUGAUAAUUCGUUAAUGUCUCUUUCAUAGAUUCGAUUGAGGUGCAAAAAUAGGAAUUACAGUUAAACAACCACAACUAACUGCUUCACUAUGCUAUAAAUUUUGUUCAUAUACUUUCGUAUAUACACUGUACACUUUAUAUUUAUUUACGAUAUAUAUUUACAGUUAUAUACAUGUGUAUAUAGAAAUAAAUAUUAAACUACUGUAUAAAAAUAUGUGCAUAUAUUUAUAUAUAUAUAUAUAUUUAUAUAUGUGCUGUAUAUCGAUAUAUCUAUACAUACACAUAUAAAUAUAAAAUGUGCUGUGCUGUAUAUAUAAGCAUAUCUUUUUUUGCAGUACUUCUGUAAAUAAGGCAGGAAAAUUUGUUAAUUUUCAUUUUUUUUUUUUUGUCUUUUUGUUUGUUUUACGGUAUGAUGAUUUUUUAUCGAAUGAUUAUUAAUAGUAUUUAUACAUCUUUUAACGAGUCAAGAAUGGUGUUCAAAAUAAAGGAAAAGAGUAGAAAAUAAAGAAAAGAAAAAAAAUAUACACACUGAAAAAAGAAAGAUAUUCUUUUGUUCUGUAAUCAAAUUUAUUACGUAAUAUAAAUUGGUGGAGUAGUGCACUUAGUAGUAGCGAAAAAUUAGUAAAACGAUCGAUCUUUAUUUCGAUGCGCUGAUAGAAAGCCAAGGGAGUGGUAAACAGGCUUCUAUUUGAUCUUAGGAGAGUCUGUAAACGGAAACUUUUGUUAAUACGGGCUUGAACGGAUAAAUACGUAGAAUACGAUAAGUAUAUGUAACAUAGAAAAAGCAAACAGACUAAAGAGACGUUCUUUUCUUCCCUUUAUUAUCUUUAUCGACUGAUGGAGAAAACUAUUAGAAAAAGGAGGAAGGAAAAAAAUUGAAGAGCUGGAAUUUUAGACGCUUCGUACUUUAUAAGCGUUAAUUCCCUCCUUUGAAAAACAAUAAAGAUGAUAAAUUAUAUAAAUACGAUAGAAUGAAUCGGGUUUCAAACAAACGACAAGCAAAGCUUUAAAGAGAUAAUUAAGAAGUUUCACCUUCCUUUGGCGGAUUUUCUACACAAGGCAUGUACCUAUGCGAACGAUAGCAGAAAAAGGCAUGCAAUUAGUGUAUCUAGUACCUGAGUCAAUUAAUUCGUAUAACGAGUGACUAAAUAAGAAAAUAGAAGAGAAAUAGGGACAAAGACAAAGUUGAUGAGAGGAAACAAAAAAAACGACACAGAGAAAAAGGGCGG
This is a messenger RNA of Dimorphilus gyrociliatus, 4557 nucleotides long. Lineage: Eukaryota; Metazoa; Annelida; Polychaeta; Dinophilidae. The record is from the annotation of a GenBank genome assembly.